AUGGAAGCCAGAAUUAUCCUCCAAAUUCGGAACCCUAAUCACCAACUCUCUCGUUCUCCCUUCGCUUCCCCUCGCUUUAUCAAAGCUUCUUCUCCAACCUCGCAGGAACCAAGACGUUACAGAGGCCCGAAACCGAACAAGAAUUUGGUGGCUGAUUUCGUUUCCAAAAACGAUGACUCAGUCCGAAGCUUGCCUAUCUACGUCGGUGGCGCUUCUCUCUUGGCCGUUCUCUUUAAUCGUGCUGUUUCCGGUAUCGCUACCGUUGCCGAUGCUAGCAGCUCACAGUCUAGAGCAGAUCUAUUGGCACUUGGCUUGGCAGUCACCAAUUUAUUGACCGGUUUAGUAUGGUUAUCGAUUCGACCUAAGUCUAUAAUACCGGUAGAACCUGAAGGUGUGGAAUGCAAAGUUGUAGAAUCAAGUCUUCCUGCAUCAGUAGUGUCCGAAUUAUUAUGGGCUUGGGAAUCUCUUAAGGAAGCAACAUGUUGUAAGUCUUUGGUUAUUGUCUACAACGGCAUGUGCCUUAUUCAAAUCGGUAUGGCUGCUGCAUCUCCAGAAGACAGCAAAGCAGUUAUAGUAAACACUGAUAAGCUGAUGCAAGGAUCGGUUUACAAAGGCGUAAUGAAAUCCAAAGCARAGAGUUACUUGGCCAAUCUUUCUCUUUAUCCUGGGAGAUCAGAGCUGUCAUUUCUGCCUGCAAAUACACAGGCGGUGAUUUUGCAGCCGCUUGGUGAUAAAGGAAUCAUAGUUAUUGGCGGAAACACAAUUAGAGGCUUCACAUCUUCAGACCAGGCGUGGAUUUCUUCAAUUGGGGAGAAGCUAGAUGCUACAUUGGGAAGAUAUUUUAUUGCUUCUGCUGAGAUUUCCCGAGAAACAGAUUGA
This is a messenger RNA of Arabis nemorensis, 879 nucleotides long. NCBI's taxonomy places the organism in Eukaryota, Viridiplantae, Streptophyta, Magnoliopsida, Brassicales, Brassicaceae. The record is from the annotation of a GenBank genome assembly.